Messenger RNA from Alternaria rosae, 1033 nucleotides. RefSeq lists its product as uncharacterized. NCBI's taxonomy places the organism in Eukaryota, Fungi, Ascomycota, Dothideomycetes, Pleosporales, Pleosporaceae. The coding region runs from base 233 to 1033 and encodes 266 amino acids. The transcript has 2 exons. The record is from RefSeq and is a predicted model, not a curated record.
CUCGUAGGUUGGUAGGCUGUCAAAGGCUGAGAAAUCGAUGCACAUAGAUGAGCGCGGCCAGUUGAAGGGAGGCGUGGGGUCCACGACUGGUAGACGCAUGCCAGCAGUGGCGAUGUCUCAGCCUUCUCUUUACCAAUAGAUGAACUCACUAUCGCCCUGGCAGCACUCUCUUCAUUCUUGAUAAUUCCAACCAUUCUAUUCAAUCCAGUCGCUUCCACCAGAUUUUGGGGUUAUGGAUUACCGCGACGGCGUUCGAAGCGUCCAUACCGCCUUCCAGGACCUCAAGCGAGACCUUAAAUCAACACGAUGGCUGCGAGGACUAGGCUGGUUCUUUGGGGCCAUCUGGAUUCUCGGUCUUGCAGGCACUCUGGUAUUAGUCGCCGUCGGAGCGGUGUGGCUGUUUCGCUCUGACCUCGAGGCUUGCCAAGCGGACGGCAGUUUUCGUCUGGAUCCAAGGACUUAUAGCAUGUGGUCGUUCUCUGGCUUUUUCCAAGUUACGUUAGGUGGAGGACAUCUGACGUUCGCAGUAGCAAAAGCGAUUGAUAUUAUAUGGGACGUUGCCGUGGGCCGUGGAGGUCAACUAUUGUUGGCGGUCGUAUCAUGGCGGGAGUUCGCAAGGUAUCUGACAAUAUGCAUGGAAGACAGACCCGUCACCUAUCGGCUAUUGCGGACGAUAUUUAUCGAGAAUGAUGCUUCACUAUUAUCAACAUGCCAGACUAUCAAGAGUUCCGUUUGGCAGCGCAGACUACGUUCCAAAACCGCCAUGGUUUUCAUUCUCUCAUUUCCUACGCUCAUGAGCGCUAUGAGUGACUACGACUCCAACGUUGUGUCUCGUGUCCAAGAUGGCGAGGAUAACCUUGUACCCUUCGACAAGUAUUCCCGGCUACUCUACGUAAUACACGAUGGUUGGAGAAUCCAAGAACAUGUCAUCCCACAGGAUGGCAAUUACUGGAUUAUCGACAUGGCAAGUCGAAGUGAGCAUAUUCCUGUCACUGUUUCCCUCAAUCUCCGUCUGAGUAGGAUCGUUCAAUAG